UGACUUUUUUAGCAGUUCAGUGUGAAUCGAACCACUUGCGCAGUGAUUUUGGUUGGCAAUGUGGAUAUCCAAGGAUCACACGAUCCCACUAGCGGUAAGUCUUCUCAUUCCAGCGUUUGGAAUUGGAGUUUACUUUCUGGUGUACUGGAAUUGGUCUGCCCUGCCGGAUGGAGUGCUGCUAGCGGAAGAGCCACUCGACGGCGAGCCUGUAUUUGUGUCUGAACGAGCGCACAACCAUCUGCGCGUGCUCACCAGUCAUGGACCGCGUGUGGUUGGAAGCAGUGCGAACGAAAUAUAUGCGGUACAGUUUUUGCUCGAAACGAUUCAAGCCAUCAUCGAACAAACCGAUCCGUCGAACCUGCUUACGGUUGAGGUCCAACAUGCCUCGGGAAGCUACUUCCUAGACUACAAAGACUAUCCCAUCACCAGCUACUAUCGCGGAGUACAGAAUGUGGUGGCGGCUUUAAGAACACGAGACGAGCACCGGUUCAGUGGAAAAUACUUAUUGUUAAAUGCUCACUUUGACAGUGCAGUUUCGUCCCCGGGUGCGGGGGAUGACGGAACGAUGGUCGUCGUCAUGUUGGAGAUUUUACGCCAAGUUGCCACACACGCACUAAACCUCCGCCAUGGAUUGAUUUUUCUUUUUAACGGCUGCGAGGAGAAUACGAUGCAGGGAGCGCACGGAUUCGUUACGGGACAUCCUCUAGCGGCGAAUGUUUCCGCCUUCAUCAAUCUGGACGUGGCAGCUAACGGGGGUCGAGAGAUAAUGUUCCAAUCGGGGCCGAACUUUCCCUUCCUGAUGGAGAACUAUCAACGUUACGCAAAGCGACCUUACGCGAAUUCGCUUGGAGAGGAAGUGUUCCAACUCGGUUUGGUGCCAUCGUUCACGGACUUCGAAACCCUCUCGAAGGUUGGCCAUUGGCCGGGGUUGGAUUUCGCACUGGCCUCUUACGGUUAUCUGUAUCACACGAUGUAUGAUGCUUUCGAGACUAUUUCACUGGAAACGCUGCAGCACAUAGGGGAGAAUUUACUACCUCUGACUAUCGGUUUGGCUGGAGCUGAAGAACUUAGCAACAUUGGCGAACACGAGGGAGGCGCGGCAACGUUUUUUGACUUUCUACAUUGGUUUAAGUUAAUUUACACUCAGACCGUGGCAUACAUCAUAAACAUCACCUUAGCGCUGGUUGCGCUGGGGUUGAUCAUUGCCACAAUUGUCAUGAUGGUGCGACGGGAAGGCGCCGAUUUAGUGGAGGUUCUAAUGGAGUGUGGACUAACGCUUAUCGUGCAGACACUUUCGAUCGCUGUAGGAGCCGGGAUCUGCAUACUGAUAGCGGUCAUCGUGGAUCUGUGCGGCCGGUCUAUGGCGUGGUUCUCAUCAACCUGGUUACUGUACGGGCUUUACUUUGUACCGUUCAUCGCCUGUCUGGCGCUGGGACCGAACCUCUACAUUCACUUUCGGAAAAUGACAUUUCUACACCCACAAGGCCGUGUACUGCUCUUCCUGCAUGCACAAUGCUUCAUCUACGUUGCUUUACUGCUAACGCUUACAAUCGGUGGAGUUCGUUCCGCAUACAUACUCCUGUUUCCCAUUAUUUUCCACUCACUGGCUACCAUCAUCAAUGUGAUCAUAAAAUUCAAACUAAACCGGUGGAUCUACGUGCAGUUGGCCUGUCAGUUUAUCCCGCUGGUUUAUUUCUGCUCGCUCACCGUUACCGUGUUUGCCGUUUUCAUCCCGAUGACUGGCCGCGGAGAUGCAGCGACGAACCCCGACAUCAUGAUGGCACUGUUCUGUGCACUGAUGGCCCUGCUGCUGGUGGCGAUGUGUCUUCCGUUGAUCGUUCUCAUCGGUAAAAUUUACUACUUUUACGCCCUGCUCGGGUUGAUGUUUGUAGCGACGGUGAUAGUGUUGGCCACACCUGUUGCUUUCCCGUUUCGUGAAGAGAUUUCUCCGCAGCGAAAUUAUGUCUUUCACCAGCAAAGUAAUUUCUACCACCAGAACGGAACGCUAAGACGCUCUCGACAAAACUUUUUCAUAUACCCACAGGAUCGUCACACGCCAGAUAACCUUUUUAACGACGGAAUCCUGCAUCCUACCAAAACCCACCCAAUUGGCUCGGAGUGCGAUGAAGAGUUGUACUGUGGUUUUCCGAUGUACAUCAACCGAUACCAUCGACAGCGCGAGUACAGUUACUGGAUCGAGGCGAGCACGCCUCCCCUUUUUCCGGAACCGGUAUUCUUGCACUUAACACAAAGGCAGGAUCUAUCGUCGACGACUAGGCUGUUCCGGUUCACGAUCGAAGGUCCAACCCUGAUGGGAUUCUAUUUUUCACCCAUCAAAGGCAAUCGUCUGGUGGCGUGGACAUUCAGCGAACAGAUUCCACCGAGCGGGACUCCCUGGAAUGACCAACCGGUGUAUUAUGUGAACUAUUUGCAAGCUAAGUCGAGGGAGCCAUUUGAAUUCUUCAUUGAAAUUGAAUGUACGAGUGGGGUGCUUUCGGAGUCUCCUGUCGUGUUGGUGUCCGUCGUUGGCCAGUACAUGUACCACGAUCAAUACAGGAAUGAGGAGUUUAAAAACCUGCUAAGCCGAAUGUCACCGUACAUGCACACCGUAGCGUACCCAAACUAUUUGGAAAGUUGGGAGUUUUGA
Molecule: messenger RNA, 2647 nt
Organism: Wyeomyia smithii (pitcher-plant mosquito)
Lineage: Eukaryota; Metazoa; Arthropoda; Insecta; Diptera; Culicidae
Product: endoplasmic reticulum metallopeptidase 1-like
Exons: 5
Coding region: 59-2647 (862 amino acids)
Biological process (GO): proteolysis
Molecular function (GO): metalloexopeptidase activity
Source: RefSeq, a predicted model, not a curated record